UGCUUACUCGAACUCUGAUAUACAUAUCCUGUGCUACGCUUCCCUCAAGUUUCCGUGUAGCGCUGCGACAUGGAUCCGAAUCAGCAGCAGCAACAACAACAGCAUCAAUUCACCAUUCCUCCCGGUUUCAACCUCCGGGCUCCCAACAAUCUAGGUCGCGUCCCCCCACAGCAGCAGCAACAGCAAUCAUCACAUCUCCCAAUCCAACAGCUCAGCAACCCUAUCCCCUCGAUCCGCGGUGGCGUGCAGAAGCAUGGCGAGCAAGAGGUCUGGUCAAGGUUGCAGCGCAUAGUUGAAGAGCAAAACUCCAUGGGUCAGGGGGGGCCUAAUCCAGAAAUCCUCAACGCAAUGACUCAAUUCCUCUCGAACGGCGGUGUCAUGAACCAGGGUUUCCCUCAGCAGCAAGCCCAGCAGCUGCAGCAAUUCCAAAACGUCAACAACCCCCAGUUCCAGCAGCAGCUGAAUCAGCAGAUGCAGCAGCCAUUUCCUGGCAUGCCCAAUAUGCAACAGGCCAUGCAGAACAACAUGAACGUCGGUGGUGGCAUGCAGCAACCUCAGAUGCAACAGCAACCGCAGCAGAACAUUGCCCAGAUGUUCCAGCUUGGCAUGGGGCAACCGCCACCACAGGGACACCAGCAGCAACCACCGCAGCAACAGCAGAUGCAGAACCAAUUUAUGCAGGGCACGCCGAUGCAGCAGAAUGGCUUUCGGAUGCCCAUGCAACAGCAGAUGCCGCAACCUAAACAGGGCCAGCCGGCAGAUCCUCAUAUGGCGGAGUUGUUGAACGAGCAGCAACAGCAAAACGGGGGUUUGAGGCAGGACCCGGGGAAGACUCUGAACUUGACCCAAGCAGAGGCUGUCGCAUUGAAAAGCAUGAGUCAACAGCAGAAACUGGCUUUUCUGACCGCGCGAAUGGGAAAUCAAUCGCAAGCUCAAAUUGCCGCAUCCAUCUCUCAACAGCCGCACCAGCCACCACCCGGAUUGCCGCAGCAGAUGCAGCAGCAGCAAAUAAACAACCAGUUCCAGCAGUACAUGACGCCGCAGCAGCCAAACCAGGCUGUCCAACAACAACUCCUGCAACAAUCGCAGCAGUCCAUCGCCGCACCUCAACAGAUUGGAAUCCCUCAGCAAGCUCAGAUGCAGCAGGGUAACGAGGAGAGGCUCCGGCAAUUCACUCCCAACCAAGCUCUGGCGAUGGCAAUGAAUCCGAAUUCAAACAUGGAUCCUCAACUGCGGCACCGGUUACUGGCUCGGUUCAGGGAACAGGCCCAGCAGCAGCAGCACCAACGGCAGCAGCAGCAACAGGCCCAGCAGCAGCAGCACCAACGGCAGCAGCAGCAACAGGCCCAGCAGCAGCAACAACAACAACAACAACAGCAGCAGCAGCAGCACGCCCAGCCGCCUCAAAUGCAGCCAGCCCAGACUCAGCCAAUGCAGCAAGCUCAGCCGCAACAACAACAGCAAAUCCAGCAGCAGCAGCAACAGGCGAUGCUGCAGAUGCUGAAUCAAUCUGGUUCGAUUAUGCCUAUGGCAUCGGCGGCUAUGAACCCGCAGCAGGCCCAGAACGCACCCGGUCCGAUGGGUGGUCCUUCGGCGGUUCCAAAUCCUAGGACUGCACAGUUCAUAGCGAGCGUGCAAGAUGUCCCUUUACAGAAGCUGGUUGCGCAGUUGACAAAAGACCGUGCGGAGCACGAAGUGCUCAUGCAACAGCUGAAGCAAAAUGAGGCUAAUCUCGAUCCCAAUGCUGCGAAUAACCUGAAGAAUGCCAUCAAGGAGAAGCACAACCGGAUCACAAUGAUUAACAAUGCCAUCCUUCUCAAGAGGCAGCAGCAGCAACAACAACAACAGGGGCCCGGCAUGAUGCCCAAUGCUCCAGGUCCGGGUUCUGUACCUGGAAUGCCUAUGGGGAAUAAUGGAUUAAUGGCGCCAAGCACGGUUCAACCGGCAUCCCAGCCACCGAAUCAGCCUCGAUCAGGGCCGAGUCCAUCGAUGCCUCAGCAGCAACAAAUGCAGCCUAUUGCUGCUAAUAUCCCCCCUCAACCGACACCUCCAGUUACUCAACGGCAGGCGCAGCAGCAGGCAUUUAUGCUUAGUCAUCAGCACCCGUCAAAUGCUGCCCCAGGAGCCCAGAGACUACAGCCUGGUAUGCUCAACAACGGCCUGAACGGCAAUGUCGCGUUGCAGCAACAACAACAAAACAUGCAGAUACCGGUGGUUCUGCCGCCACAGCAGCAACAGCAGCCUCCUCAACAAGCCUCUCAACCGCAGACAAUGGGCAUGGCAAAUGGACAACCUCAGGGACUUUUACAACGUCCACCACAGAUCGGCCAAGCUGCACCCCCUCAAAUGAUGCCCAUGCAGCCCCAGCAGCAGUCGUCCGAUAUGCAGUUGAUGCAGAGACAGGCACCUGCCCCUGUACAACAGCAAAGUACCGGCACUGGACAAGCUGCGCAACAUAGUACCGAAUUUGAUUUGCCUGCGUACAUGCUCAACUCAAAGCCGCUGACCGAUGCGCAAGUCGAUCACAUGCGGGUUCUGAUGCCGUCCUGGAGCGAGAAGGAUAAGUUUAUACCUUUGGCUCGUCAAGUUCGGGACCGACUGGUUAAACCGUGUCCGAGACCUGAAUUCCUUACCCGCUGGAUGAGAUACGCAAACAGCAAUGCGACUAUGCUCCAGAGGACCUUCAGCUUUGCGACCUCCGAGGUACUGAAAGUCGAAGGUGUCGAUAUCAACAUUUACGAUUUGUAUGCCCUUCUGGUAACCACAAAGGCAUUCAACAGACAGAUGGAUCCUCCUCUUGAUUUCUAUGCUCGCGUGGCCGUUCGAGUUGGAAUACCCGCAAUGCCUGGCCAGGUUGAACGGUCAUCCUUGCAGGCUGCGACUUCACUCAAGACGUUCGCGGACGUGACGCUGGCGCCCAUCCACGAUCAAUUUCUACAGGAUCAUGAGCAAUCCUUCCUGUAUUCCCGAAUGCUUACCUCUUUCUUUCACAACGUCAACGGAGUUCAGCAGUGGCGUGCAGACAUCCCCCCUCCACCUCCAGGCCCGAUAGAUGCUGGCAACGCGGCAGCAAGAGCAAGGCCCCAGGCAGGAACACAAGCUCCGCUACCACAGUCGCAGCAGGACGAGCUGUGGUAUAUGGUGAUGACGAGCUCAGAGGCAAGGCUCCGGGAAAGGUUCAGUGCGGAACAUGUUCGCCGCCUCAUGGAAGAAGUACAGCGAAUGCCGCAGACCACCAAGCAGGAGAUUCGGAAGCGUAUUGAAGACAGUAGGGCCCAACAGCGAAUGUUGCAACAGCAGGGACAGUCGCAGCCAAGCCAAAUGCAAGCCGGGCCGAUGAGCGUGCAAAUGCCACAACCCACCCCUCCACAAGGCAUGCAGAAUCCUACGUUUGCCCAAGCGCAAAUGGGAGCGCACCCUCCGACGCAGUCAUCCCCUGCAAACAUAAGCCUCGCCUCCUUGCAGCAGGGGAUGAACCAAUUUCCGGUACAGCCUCCAGCUGGGGAACAGUCAGUCGGAGCGCCGCUAACGGCUAUGAGAUUGCCUAUCACCGAUCCAGCGCAGGCGCAGGCGUUUGUUAAUGCUCUCGUGGCAGAGGCCAAAACUCACAUGCCCAACCCAGUGCCCAUCCAUAUGUCGCCGGAAGUGGAACAGAAGUAUUGGCAGUUGGUCACUCUUGCUCGAGAAGUAGCUGCCCAGCUUCGACAUGAGCUCACUCGCUAUGUCACAAUAGUUCCAGAAAAUGGGUCAAGUGUCUUAUUCACUGCCGCCCCGAAACUUCUCAUGUUGAUCGAAGAACAAGUGGUUGGACGUAACAGCCAACCGCCCCGCUAUUAUCUGCAGUACCGUGAAUUGCUGGAGACCAUCAAACGCAUGUACACCUGGGACACGAUGAUUCGUCACACCUACCUCAACAUGCAGCCAAAUGAAAGCCCUGGCAGAUCUCCCUAUUGGCCUUCAUCCCAGUGGCUGAGGGAACAGGGCAUAGACCCUCAGCUUCGUAUUAUCAAUCAUCAUGACCCAGAUCCUGAAAUGGGACAGGCUGCUCAAGCGGUGCAAACUCAAGUUCCCGGCAACUUAAAUCAACAGCGGAAGGGCACAAAGCGCUCCUUGGAUGAAGGAUCAGCUCCGCCUACGAAACGUGGACGGCUAUCCGGUGCUGGUGUUAAUCCUUCGCCAUCACCGGCAAUGGUUGUUCCCACCCCUGGACCAUCCAGCACUCCUCAUAUGGAUGCCUCACAAACUCCCGUGAAUGCGCCUACCGUAUCAGACACGGCCAGAACACCCAAAUCACCUGAAGUCAACAAAGGCAAGGGUAAGACCACUAAGUCCCGUGCACCCCCCAAGCGCAAGUCAACCAAACCGGUACCGUCAACGGCAGAGGUCAUCGUCAUUGAGUCGACCCCCAAGCCGCAAGAGCGUGGAAUCAAACGACCGCGGGAUAGCGAUAUUAUUGUUUUGGACGGUGCUGGAGAGGACGAGCCUACUGGAAAACGUGCCAAGCUCGACGUUCGGGAGGAGAAACAACCUGUUGCGGACGCCGUCGUGUCUGCGCCGCCGCCAGAGCCCGCUCAACCCGCUCAACCCGCUCAACCCCCUCAGCCGGCGUACAACAUGUUCUUAUCAAUGACAAGGCCCGAGGACAUUACGAUGGAGCAGGCAUUAGCUCAGUAUAACGAACUACGUGACCAGGCCAAGCAGGGUGAAGAGGAGGCUGCCAAGUCUGUGGAGGGUGCAAUUGUUGGUGAAGCGCCUGAUCAACCUGCCGACUCGAUGUUUGCUGGUCUGGACCUGGAGAGCGAGGUGAUGGAGUGGGUCGACUGGGAUUUUGGGGACGCCGAUGAGUCGACACCGGAACUGGAGAAGGUUGCGCAAUCUAGCCCAGAGACGACAGACUCAAACAAGAAAGCUGCAGUCCCUGGAGUUGAUGGUGCGAUCCUCGCUGCUCCGGCUGUUGAUCCCCAGCCUCUCGUCGACGGUCAAAAUGUCAAGUGGGACUGGGAAAACCCGGUAAUCUCCGGGCGCUGGGCAAUAUCCGAAACGCCUAUUAUCUAUUAAUGUAAUUCUCUCCUCAGUUUUUUCUGGUUCUUCAGGUUUGAGAGACUUGGCUCCUCUCUUGUGUAGUCUUCUCGCAAUGGCUCGAUGCCAAGCCCGAUACUCGCCUCUUUAUUCUUUGCUCUUUUCGUGUCGAUGACGCAUAGUCAUUUAAUAUCCUCUGGUUUCUCUGUAUGUGCUCUUGUCUGAUUACCUUACAUGCUGUGGGUUUACAUUGUACGCCUAGUCUGUAGUCCC
This is a messenger RNA of Dacryopinax primogenitus, 5292 nucleotides long. RefSeq lists its product as uncharacterized. The transcript is spliced from 7 exons. The coding region runs from base 1408 to 5058 and encodes 1216 amino acids. The record is from RefSeq and is a predicted model, not a curated record. Lineage: Eukaryota; Fungi; Basidiomycota; Dacrymycetes; Dacrymycetales; Dacrymycetaceae.